GAAAAGUUCUCUCUCUCUCUCUCUCUCUCUCUUAAACAUGUAUGUGGAGCCCAGUGUAUGAUCUUUCGAUCUUCAGCUGUAAAAACCAUAAAAUUCAUGGAAACUGAACUCGAUAAUGGUGUUCAACUUGAACAAACUGAUGUUACUCGUGGUGAGGUGUUAGAUGAUUUGACUGAUAAGGAGCAUCAGCUUGGUAAUGAUGUUCAACUCGAACAAACUGAUAAUGAUAUUCGUGGUGAGGUGUUAGAUAAUGCAACUAAUUUUGAGCACCAUCUUGGUAAUGAUGGAACAAAGGCCGGAAGUUCUGUUCCAUAUGGCUCCCAGGUUGAAGAAAAUGAUAAAAUAACUCUAAAUUCUUCUGGAGUUCAGUUAACUGUGGUUGAAGGGGAUGAACCGUAUGUAGGUCAGGAGUUCGAAAAUGAAGCGGCAGCACAUGCAUUUUAUAGUGCAUAUGGCAUGCGGAUGGGUUUCAUAACCCGUAUGAACUAUCAUAAUCGAUCUAAAAUUGAUGGAUCCAUUGUUUCUCGAGCACUUGUAUGUAACAAAGAGGGUUACCGAAAGCCUUAUAGGCGUGAUGUGAAGAAUGUUAGGUCACGGGCACCUACUAGGGUGGGUUGCAAAGCAAUGAUAUCUAUAAGGAAAAUGAGUACUGGAAAAUGGGUCAUUACAAAGUUCGUAAAGGAGCACACUCAUCCAUUGGCUGGCUGCCAGGCUCAAAAGGCAUUGAUCUCUAAUCAAAUCCCAAAUGAAGACAAGAGAGUUCAAGAACUAACUCAACAGCUUCUGAUUGAAAGAAAGCGCUCCGCUUCACUUAGAAGAUUCAUAGACCUUCUAUUCAAUCACAUUGAGGAGCACACACAGGGCCUAUCAAAAAGGAUCCAGUACAUAGUAGAUAGCGUGAAUAAGAUUGAAUCUGAAGGGAAAAAUAGAUAGUGUGAACAAUAUUGAAGCUGGAGGUCUAACCUUCUGAACCUCAGGUACUUUUGCUAUUGCAAUGCAAAAUGUGCAUAUUCCUUUGGGCUUUUGGUCCAUGCUAAAAAGAAUAUUUUAACACGUAAAGCAUGUUCAAUAGAUUAAUUCUACACCCAGUUUCUUGUUUUGCAGUUCCCAAGAGCCCAACCUUGUAUAUUAGUUUUGUAAAUUUUACUCAUUGAGGAAAAUAAUUAGCUUGAUUUAAUUUUCUAUACUCACAAAGUCUACUUCCUUUGGCUAUCAAGUAAAGCUUUUCAGUGCAUUGUGUGCAAAUCUAAAAUAUGAAAGAACAAGCAAAAUAUUGGAGCACAAAACAUCUGAAAAAUAGAUGUAAAUUCUAGUAGUUGAAUUUUCAAAAAGACAUUUUGAUUUCUCUCCUUCAUGGAGCAAAAUGGAGAGCAUUCUUGGUUUUCAUGCUUUUUCCUCUAAAAAAGAUUAAACUUUAUAGUGUCUAUGUGGCCAAAGUACUCAUCAACUAGAUUAGCAACCAUUUCUGGCUGGCUGGUGAAAUGCCAAAUGAAAUGAUUGCAUAAUUCUUAGCUGCAAUGCCAUUGUAGGUGUGUGCUUGUUGGGACAAUGCAUUCUUGUCUGUUGAUGUAGUGUAGACUUGCAAGAUUCUAUUCAGUGUUUGACAGGUUUCUCCCUAGGGCUAACCGUACCUCAAACAGUUUGAUCUCACGUACGGGGAUUGAAGCGCAAUGCACAUCUUUAACCAAAGAUGCAUUGUAGGAAGAAGGUAAGGAAAGACCAAAACACAUUUGUAUCAGAGCAAACAAAAGAUUUCAACAUCCUAGAUCCUCAAUUGUUUAAAGAAUGUUUCUUGAAAGGCACAAAAGAAUAUAGAGAAGUAAAUGUCAGAGAUGUGGGGUGAAUGCAUUUUUGUACUACAUCCUGCACUGUUUUAUCUUAUUAAAUUUGUUCCUGUAAGGCUGUGAUUAUCAGUAGUUGUUUCCACUGCAUAUGUUCACUCCUUUUUUUGACAGCUAAGACAAUUAUGUUAAUUUUCCAUGAGAAUUACAGCAGCACAACUGUUUUCCAAACUUACCAUGCCAUGACAGUUAUACAAACCCCUAUUAAGCACAGCAGUAAAAAGGGCCUGCCCUUGUAUGAAUGUAGCAAACAAUGUGCCUCAAAUAAAACUUAGCGGUCACAAGACGCCGU
Molecule: messenger RNA, 2133 nt
Organism: Theobroma umbraticum
Lineage: Eukaryota; Viridiplantae; Streptophyta; Magnoliopsida; Malvales; Malvaceae
Source: RefSeq, a predicted model, not a curated record